CCACCUGAUCCCAUGGUUGUUGGAAAAAAAUAGAAUCCUUUCUCUGUCGACGAAACUUUCAACCGCGUCUCUCUGUCUCUCUGCCUAUAUAAAUCAAAAUGAAGAUAACAGGUAGUAAUUAACUAUAAGUGCCCUCAACCAAAGCUAUUUUAGAUUCUCAGUGUUUCUAUAGCUAUUUUCUAUAUCGUAUCCUCAAUAACUUUCAGGUAACUUGAUCUUUAUUAUUCUGAUCCUUUGGAACCAUUGAAUUGAUGAUCGCAAAGAUCGAAUCAUCUCUUCUGGAUUCAAGCGACUCCAGACACCUGGUGGCUGCUGCAGUUAAAUUGCAGAAAGUGUACAAAAGCUUUCGCACAAGAAGAAAGCUAGCAGAUUGUGCAGUUCUUGUUGAACAAAGCUGGUGGAAGCUUUUAGAUUUUGCUGAAUUAAAGCACAGCUCUGUAUCUUUCUUUGAUAUUGAGAAGCACGAAACUGCCAUUUCACGUUGGUCUAGAGCUAGAACCAGAGCUGCUAAGGUUGGUAAAGGUUUAUCAAAAGAUGCUAAAGCUCAAAAACUUGCUUUGCAGCACUGGCUUGAAGCAAUUGAUCCUCGCCAUCGGUAUGGACAUAAUCUACACUUUUAUUAUGAUAAAUGGCUCAAGUGUCAGAGCAGAGAACCCUUUUUCUACUGGCUAGAUAUAGGAGAAGGAAAGGACAUAAAUCUUGGAAAGUGCCCUCGAUCCAAGCUUCAAGAGCAAUGUGUUAAAUAUCUAGGACCGAUGGAAAGGUUGGCAUAUGAAGUUGUUGUGGAGGAUGGGAGGUUUUUCUACAAGCAAACAGGAGAGGUCCUUCACACCACUGGAGAAAGUGCACGUGCCAAGUGGAUAUUUGUCCUCAGCACAUCUAAAGCCUUGUAUGUUGGUAAGAAGAAGAAAGGUUCAUUUCAGCAUUCUAGCUUUUUGGCUGGAGGAGCAGCAUCUUGUGCUGGGAGACUAGUUGUUGAAAAUGGUGUCUUGAAGGCAGUUUGGCCUUACAGUGGCCAUUAUCGACCAACAAAAGAGAAUUUUGAGGAAUUCAUUUCAUUCCUUCAGGAGAAAAAUGUUGACCUUUCCAAUGUCACGAUGACUCCAGUUGAUGAGGAUGAUGAUUAUGAUCAUCAAAGAAGCCACUUAUCUGAAGAGGACUUAAAUGGGAACAUGAGUGGCUUGGAGGAUGAAGAGAUUAUUGCAGAGAAGGCCAAUUUGAUGGAAACUGAAAGCUUGUCAGCACAAGUGGCACCUAAGACAAGCAAAUUCAAGAUUUUUGGAAGAGAAUUGACCAAUCUUGAAAUUUCCAAAAUUGAUCAAGAAACAACACAAGCUUUUGAAGCAGAACUAGAUAAAACAAUUCUAAACCAAAUUAAACCUUGCCAAUUGGGGAAACAGUUAUCUUGCAAAUGGACAAGUGGAGUUGGACCUCGUAUUGGAUGUGUAAGGGGCUACCCUUGUGAGGUUCAAUUCCGUGCUUUGGAACAAGUUAAUCUGUCUCCAAAAAGAAACAACCACUUUCUUAGAUCAGUGAUACCAAUUAUUCCCAUGUCAUGGGUGAAAUGGAUGCAUAAUUUGUUUAUUCUUUUCUGUAAAUAGAAAUAGUGAAGGAAAUUUUGUCACUCUUUCCACUAAUUUAUAUUGAUAUUUGAUAUUCUCCCCCAAGUCAUGUAUCAUAUUGGAUAGGGUGAAAUUUGACCAAUUUUUUUUAUGGUCUAUGCCCGUGUAAUUUUAAGGAAGCAAAUUUACCUUAUUUUGCUUCAAUGUAAUAACAUUCAUUUUCUUGUUGUAAA
Messenger RNA from Lotus japonicus, 1795 nucleotides. RefSeq names its product IQ domain-containing protein IQM2-like. NCBI's taxonomy places the organism in Eukaryota, Viridiplantae, Streptophyta, Magnoliopsida, Fabales, Fabaceae. The coding region runs from base 252 to 1601 and encodes 449 amino acids. The record is from RefSeq and is a predicted model, not a curated record. The transcript is spliced from 8 exons.